AUGACUGAAAAUGAUUUUGACCCUGGACCACACAAUGGACCCACUUCAAGUCCAUUUGGGUAUGCGCAACUCUCUCCUCCGUAUUCACCUGGUUCUAAGGAGUGCACUCCUUCGGUUGCUGUGCCUCCGGCACUCCAGCAAAGCAGUUCGACUUAUGUUGGAGAUUAUCACAGGGGUAGUAAUUUGCCACAUGGCCCAUUCCAUUCUGAUAUCGCAGUUCAUCCUACAAGUACUUUAGCAGCAAGUGCGUCUCCAAGUACAUCCAAACAAUAUGACUUUUUGAUACACAACACUCAUCUCAACGAGAAAUAUGUCAACCGUUCUCUGCCGAAUACGAAAAAUGAUGGCGCUAAAAAAGUUGCUAAAAGAAAACAGACAGGACAAAAUGAAGAACGCAAAAAGCGAUUAAAAUUGACUGAACAACGGAAUUCUCUCAGUCCAAUCAAUGAUGAUGUGCCGCAGGAUUCUUUUUGUGAUGAAGAUUAUUUAGAUGAAAUUGAAGGAGAAGGUACAGCUCGCCCGAAAAUAAUUGACAAAAACACAUACCAAACGGAGCCGGGCUGGUUAACUCCACGGGUGAACAAAAGAGGAGUCACACAAAUAGUUAAAUGUAAAAAGUGUAAAAUGCCAUUUGACACCAAAGUUAAGUUGUGGACUCAUCAGAAAGAGACUCACUUUAAUUCAAAGAAAAUUAUUCGAUGCCCCAACUCGUACUGUGAGUUCGUAACCGACGUGAAACACCAUUUGAGUACCACAUGUAUAGGCACACAGGGAUAAAACCUUUCAGGUGUGAACUGUGUGUGUAUCAUUGCAUUAACCAGGCAAUGCUGAAGAGUCACAUGAAAUCCCACUCAAAGACUUAUGAAUACCACUGUGCUGACUGCCAAACAAAAUUCAA
This is a messenger RNA of Microplitis mediator, 898 nucleotides long. RefSeq lists its product as uncharacterized. NCBI's taxonomy places the organism in Eukaryota, Metazoa, Arthropoda, Insecta, Hymenoptera, Braconidae. The coding region runs from base 1 to 777 and encodes 258 amino acids. The transcript is spliced from 3 exons. The record is from RefSeq and is a predicted model, not a curated record.